AUGUCUCAUCAAACAUCACCAAUGGAAAUGUAUUUAUCUUUCUGGGAUUCAACACCUAUCGGUCGAUCGUUUUGUCUUCGCUUAUGUCAGCAUGAGCAUUUAUCGCCACAAUUAAUACUUGAAGGUAAAGUUAUUAGUGCAGUAAUCCGUUUACAAAAUAAUGCAACAUACCAUUCACAAACACAAUUUAUUGGAACAUUGAUAUCAGACGACGAGUCACAACGUUUAAUUUAUGUUAUCGAUCGUUUACUAGUAAAAGAUUCAACAACAAACGAAUUUCAUAAUCAUCAACCAUUAACUGGAGAAUUUCUUAUUCCUAUUCAAUUUAAUAAUAAAAAUUUUCAGUCAAUCAAUAAAUUUAAACAAGAUGGAAUCAAAGCUAUCGACAACUACGGUCAUUCAUCCUUGCCAUUUGAAGUACAUCAUUCUUCCUAUCUUUGCUGUUAUAUGACCUCAAUAAAUUCGACUUGUUUAAAUAUUGAUUUAUCAUUUAAUCUUUUAACAAUAAAAAAUAAUUUUACAUUAACACCAAUUAGUCCUGAUUACAUUCAAAUACUACCAACAGCUUUAUUUAAAAAACUUAGUUCAUCAAUAGAGAAUACUGCCGAUCUGAAUCAAUCAUGUUUUGGUUAUUGCAGUUUAGAUCGAACAUCAAAAAAUAAAAUUUUGCUAAUACUUGAAAAUGACCCACAAGCAUGUUCAUUGCCAUUAGUUGGAAUUUGGGUAUCGAACAUAGUUAAUAUUCAAUCUUCGUUUGUUUGGGCAGCAUGUAUUCGUUAUUAUAUGAAUUCUUCACUCCAACAACGUCUUCGUUCUGGAAUAAAUUCACAGCAAUCAUUUUUACUUGCAUUUUUUUUAUCAACACUACAUAAUCAAUGGGUUUUCUACGAAGUUUGUUCAAUACAAACAAAUUCAACAUCAUUAAUGACUAUGGAUUAUGAUGUAUGGACAUGUUCAAAGACAAUAAUCAUUCCAAACUCAGCAUUAAAUCAGUUUGAUUUGAAUUCUAGUGCACAAGUUCCAUAUGAUUUUGAAUUUAAACGUGUUUAUGAUGUAACAAAAACUUCUAUCAUUUCUUCUCCUAGUCGACAUCAAACUGUUAAACCAAUGAAUGAUACUCGAUUUCCACGGGAUAUAUCCUUGCUUUGCAAAGAAACACUUCCAAAUGAUGAUGGUCCAGAUAAUGAUAAUGAUCAACAUCACGCUACACUUUUAUCACCAACUACAAAUGGAAGUUUAUUUGGAGUUCCUCGAAUACCACCAAAACAAUCCAUAUAUGUAUCACCUUCAUGGGAUCCAUUAUCAACUACAACAAUAAAAACUCCGAAGCGUAAUAUUCGUCGAUCAACGGUAUCUCCGAGAUCAAAACAAGUUUCUCCUGUAGUAACACAAACAAUUACUAAUGAUAUUCAAUGGAAAGAAGAAAUAAUUGCAAGAAUGCAAUCCUAUGACAGUCAUAUUCAAUCAUUAACUGCGCUUGUUGCUCAACUUUUAGUUUCUCAAAAUCAAAUGCAACAAAAUUCCAUAUUAACACCAAUCAGUGGAUAUACUAAACGUGAUGUUGCAGUACAAAGUGAACCACUCUCACUUAGAUCUAGUCUAUCAUCGUCGAACAUUUCUAACAUUGAAUAUUGUCAACAACAACGAACAUCAUACAACGCCACGACAGCCAAUACAGUAUCAUGUACAAAAUUUCAAUCACCAUUACCAUCAUCGUUUGUUCAUCAACACGAACCAACGGUCGACUGCUAUUCAUCUAUUCGUACACCAACUACACCUCUUCGAUCUAAAUCACCUUCAUUACCAGUAGCUUCUGCAGAUCUGAAUCCAGUUGAUAUUCUUAAACCAAUUUUUCAAUUUAUUGACACUCAGCAACAAAAACAACAACAACAACAAUCGACAGCUUCAUUAGUAACAACAUAUAAUUCAACUGAUAGAGGAUUAUUCAAGUUAAAUAAUAAAGACACUGAUAAUCACACUGAAGAUACGUGUCCUUUAACAAAUUCCAUUCAACCACAACAGCAACAUGUCACAUCAACAAGGACUACUGGCAUCAGUUUCAUUUCCAAUGGUGUUCAAAUGCAAUUUAUCAAUCAAAGAAGUAGUACGACUACUCUUUUUUCUCAAUCACAAUCUCUUCAUACUUCUCCUCAAAAAUCAGAAAAUAAUAUUUCUAUUGAAGUUCAUGGUUUAGAAAUGAAAUAUCUUGAAGAUGAUCAAUUAGCAGUUGCUAUUGAAUGUGAUCGAAAAGCACAAAAAUCGCUUAAUAUACUACCAGAAACUUCACAAAUUGUUGAUAAAAGUUUGUCAUUUGAAUCUAAAGAAUAUUUACGACGAUAUGAUCUUUUUACAGAUUCCAAUCGUUAA
Molecule: messenger RNA, 2367 nt
Organism: Rotaria socialis
Lineage: Eukaryota; Metazoa; Rotifera; Eurotatoria; Philodinida; Philodinidae
Source: the annotation of a GenBank genome assembly